Molecule: messenger RNA, 2787 nt
Organism: Candidozyma haemuli
Lineage: Eukaryota; Fungi; Ascomycota; Pichiomycetes; Serinales; Metschnikowiaceae
Gene: AKL1
Product: serine/threonine protein kinase
Exons: 2
Coding region: 1-2787 (928 amino acids)
Biological process (GO): actin cortical patch assembly; peptidyl-threonine phosphorylation; actin filament organization
Cellular component (GO): cytoplasm
Molecular function (GO): ATP binding; protein serine/threonine kinase activity
Source: RefSeq, a predicted model, not a curated record
AUGUCCAACAUCGCCGAAGGCACGUCGCUCACUGUCGGGAGCCAUAAGGUCAAUGUGGUUCGCUUCUUGUCGGAAGGCGGGUUUUCCAAGAUCUAUGAGGUCACCAUGGAUCCGCCCCAUGACGAUACUGAAGUUGGAUGUUUGAAGCAGGUUAUUGUUCCGGAUAAGAGCGGGCUCAAUGCAUUGAGGAAAGAAGUGGACGUUAUGAAGACGUUGCAUCUGGCGAAACACAUUGUUCGUUAUUACGACUCCAACGCCGAGAGAUUGGCGGAUGGACAGUACCAGGUGCUUGUGUUGAUGGAAUUGUGUCCCAAUAAGUCUUUGCUAGAGUACAUGAACGCUAGGAUCCGUACCAAGUUGACCGAAAAGGAGAUUCUUAAGAUCAUGGUGGAUAUCACCUUGGGUCUCUAUGAAAUGCAUAAGAUCAAGCUUAUCCAUAGAGACGUGAAGAUCGAGAAUGUCUUGAUUGACGCUAAACACGUGUUCAAGCUCUGUGACUUUGGCUCUGUGUCCGUACCCAUUAGACCUCCUAAAGAUCAACGUGAGUUCCAGCUAUUGAGCCACGACAUCUUAUACCAGACAACCCCACAAUACCGAUCUCCGGAAAUGGUCGAUUUAUACAGAGCCCAGCCGAUUGACGAGAAAUCAGAUAUUUGGGCCUUGGGCUGUUUCCUUUACAAGCUUUGCUACUACACCACGCCGUUUGAGGCUAACGGUGACAUUGCCAUUCUCCAUGCAUCCUUCCAGUUCUUGCCCCAGCCGGAGUUCUCGGGUGACUUAAAGAACCUUAUCAUCAUCAUGCUUCAAGAAAACCCGCUCUAUAGACCAAACGUGGUGCAGAUCUUGAUGCUCCUUUGUCAAAUGACAGGAAAGAAAAUCGAGGACUACGAUGUUGAAGACUUUUACCACGCUGGCGCUUACAACUUCCAGGCCUUGCACGAGAUGCAACAGCAUAAACAAGAAGAGCUUCGUAAACAGCAGCAGCUUUACUACGAGCAACAGAAACAGCAACAGGAGUACGAAAUGCGCAAGAUCAAAGCCCAGGCGGCUGCUCAGAAAGAUGUGCCCAAGAGGUCAACAUCUCUGCGGUCUCAAUCACAGCAAGCUUCAGUUGAAAACAUGCUGCCUAGCGUACUGAAUGUUCCUAGCCCCAGCAUCAAGGCGCAUGGUUCUUCUGCGUCUCUAGCAUCUCCACAGCAACUAGCUACCGCUCCUGUGGCACCUGUCCCUCGUGAGACCGAUUACUCCUCAGCCCAAAGCAGCCCCCACUUUGCAUCACAGAUUCCCAAGUCGGGAUCUGUUCCUCCUCAGGUUGCUCAAAAUCUAACGUCUCCGUUGGCUGUUGCCUCUUCGCCUGCUACACAAAAGAGUAAGUUGCACCAGGUGACACUGGUGAAGGAUGAUUCGCAGGCUAACCUCGCCCAAUUGAACCACAAGUACGAUUCAUCGAACAAUCCAUUCCCUAUCCUGAAAGAAACGCCUUAUCCUGUUGACCAGAAGCCUAUUGAGGAUGUGACGGAUGGCUCCACUGCCGAUUCUGAUAUCGAUUUGGAGGAAAUCUCCAAGCUAGCGAAUGCCGAGGAGCGCUAUCCGUCUCUAGACGCAUUGAAUGAUGAGGCAGAUAAGGCCUCUGCGUCUGCAUCGGUCCAUAGGAAGUCGCUGGAGUUUAGCGUGAAUACUUUGCUGGGCCAAAGCGCUUCAGCUAGCCGUAAGGCUCUGCAGGAUCCUGAAUUGAAGAGGCCAUCAGAAUUUGAGUCCACUAAAGCAUGGGAGAAGCCACAAUCUCAUAUCGAUAAAGAUGCUGAGAAGUUGGUGGACGACAUUUUUGCCACGAAGACCGGCCCAAGUGAAACAGCAGGUACAUCUGUUCCAUCUACAUCAUCUAAGGAACCAUCACUCUACGCUUCCCAACAGCUGGUACCUCAAGGCAGCCCCGACUACUUCUACCAACAACAGGCACCAGCUCUGGUGACAAGCGAACUCAAUUCGAAUACCAGUCAUGCUCGUGUCGAUGCCAAAUCAGCAGAGGUGUCUAAACAAGCACAGGUGGCUCCCAUGCCGGUGCCAGUUCCAGAAGUCCAAGAGCCUAAGAAGAUGGACGGGUUAUCAAACGGCUUGAAGAGACCUUCUCCAUCACAUGGCUCAGUCUCCAUGGAUGCUUCGGCACAACUUUCCCAGAAACCAGACUUCUCCACAUCCUACAGUUUGGGAACUGUCCCCGUCAAGGAGGGAAGGAAAGAUGCAAACCCAUGGGGUGGUUCCCUUGCGCAGGGCCGCAGUCCAAGACCCAUCCCUUUAUCUUUGAACGAACCAGUGGCUCCGUCACCACAACAGCAACAUGCCAACCUAGCUCCUGCUGCUCCACAUGCCGCUAGUGGUUCACAACCCGUGGGCAGCAGAGGUCCUUCCAUCGAACUCGAUCGUAAUCUUAUUGAACUCGAAGUGGGACUUUCGUCAGGCGAAAGCUCAGAAGCAACACCACCGCCGCUUCCACCACAUCCAGCACGCAAGCAGCGCGAGGAAGUCUCUCUAGUUGAUUUAGACGGCAAAGAAGAAGCGAAAAAGCCUCCAAUCAAAAAGUCCCUCUCGCAAGCUCCAUCUCAGCCAUUUGAAAUGAGAGAAGAGGUUAUUGAUUUCGCUUCAGACGAUGAAAACCAACAGCUGGAGAUGAGCCGGUUGUCGAUCAGAAACUCGCUCCGCAAGUCCAGAAAACUGAGUGACUACCACAGAAGAAGCGACAGCACUAAUAGCGAACUGAAGCGCCGCUCAUUCUUUGGCGGUGACUAA